This is a messenger RNA of Myxocyprinus asiaticus (Chinese sucker), 1939 nucleotides long. Its product is annotated as retinal homeobox protein Rx3-like. Gene Ontology annotation, biological process: positive regulation of transcription by RNA polymerase II. Gene Ontology annotation, molecular function: DNA-binding transcription factor activity, RNA polymerase II-specific; RNA polymerase II cis-regulatory region sequence-specific DNA binding. NCBI's taxonomy places the organism in Eukaryota, Metazoa, Chordata, Actinopteri, Cypriniformes, Catostomidae. The record is from RefSeq and is a predicted model, not a curated record. The coding region runs from base 216 to 1121 and encodes 301 amino acids. The transcript is spliced from 3 exons.
GAGAAAGUUGCAUCAAUUCCCUCUGCUGGGACAGAAUCCUGGAAUACUGGAAAUAGAAUAUUUUCUAGCAUAAGGUGAACAGGAGUAUUUUUACUACAUAGAAAAUCAGAGGAAAUCAUUCUUUAGCUGAAAGUGAGACUUUUUAUACUUUACUACGUUUUUUUAUUUUGUAUUUAUUUAUUUUUUUCGUUUCAUCUUUCUAAACAAAAAGUUCGAUGCGGCUUGUCGGAUCUCAGUCUCAAGACAUGGAAGAGCGUCUCUCCCCAUCUGCGCGCAUAGUUCGCAGUCCUGGAUCCCAGACCAGAAUUCACAGCAUUGAGUCCAUUUUGGGAUUUAAAGGAGAGAAUAUGUUCCACCCAGCGUUUUCCUAUGGAUCAGGAAGACCCGUUAAAGACACUGAACUCUCCAGUACCGGCGUUUUGUCGUCCCCGAAAAAGGACUCCAAUAACUCCAAAAACUUUACAGGUGUCUGUAGGUCUGGUGCCAUGGUUAGUCCAGAUCUGCCGGACGGGGAUGGCAAAUUAUCGGACGAUGAAAAUCUCAAGAAAAAGCACCGGAGGAACCGGACAACGUUCACCACCUUUCAGCUGCACGAGCUCGAGAGGGCGUUUGAGAAGUCGCAUUAUCCUGACGUGUACAGCAGAGAGGAGCUCGCGCUCAAGGUCAACCUGCCAGAGGUCCGAGUUCAGGUGUGGUUCCAAAACCGUCGUGCUAAGUGGCGCCGUCAAGAGAAACUGGAGGUGAGCUCCAUCAAGCUGCAGGAGUCCUCAGUGCUCUCCAUCCCCAGAUCCGGGCCACUGUCUCUGGGAGGUGGUCUCCAGUUGGAACCCUGGCUCACCGCACCCAUUUCCUCCUCCACCUCACCCCUGCAAUCCCUACCCGGCUUCAUCACCGCCCAGCAGGGUGUACCAGCUAGCUACACCCCUCCACAAUUCCUCAGCUCAUCUAUGCUCAACCAUUCUCUGCCCCAUAUAGGGGCGGUGUGCCCCCCUCCUACAUAUCAGUGCUCUGGGUUUAUGGAUAAAUUCACACUGGAAGAGGCAGACCCACGAAACACAAGCAUCGCAUCACUCAGAAUGAAAGCUAAAGAACACAUCCAGUCUAUAGGGAAGACAUGGUAGAAUGAGACUUAUGCAGAGACAAUCAAAGACUUUGGAAAAUAUGGUGCAUGUCCUAUAACCUGCUGUAUAAGAGACAUUGGGGCCAUCAUUCAGGAAUCAAGAAGAAGUGAUCCUGAGAUCUAUUUGUGGUUAGGAAAUUUCCCUGAGUUGUUCAUUGUGGUUGACAAUCUUUGUAAAAUGAUUGAAUUGGGCUUUGCGUACAAGUCUUUUUUCUUUUAUUUUCAUCCUGAGUUGAUUUCAUAGAGUGAACUGAUAAUCUUCUCUGUAAAUUCUAAUAGACCGUCAGACUCUUUAUUGUGACCACAAAAAAUGUACCGGAUUUAAAGAUGAGUAAAUGAAAUCAUGUUUGCAUUGCUUCAUAAUGCAUGCAUUUUAUUUCAUUUGAAUCAACUGUCUCCCAUUCAAAAUUCCACUUAUGUAAAACAACCCAUUCAGUGCCAUUGAAACAAACUAUUUAGGCUAUUGUACAAUACAUCAGGCCACUUUCCAUGACUUUUGUUGUAUUCUCUCACAUUGUACAGAUUAAGUUUGUAUUUUAUAAAAAAUCAUAAUAAUAAUUACAAAAAUCCAUUAAAAUAUUAAAUGCAGCCUGUUUCCAGUAGUUCUUUGUCAUUCAUUGACACUGAUGUCUGGGCUUGUCAUAGCACUAUAAAACAGAACUUUAAUAAUUCUUAUUUGUUCUCAAACCUUCCACUUAAAUGUAUGUUUGUUGAUUGAUUUAUUUGUUUGUUUUUGUUUGUUUGUUUGUUUGUUUGUUUGUAGAUUUAUUAUAUAUCUUCUAUGUCUUUUGGUCUUCUAUUGUAGGCUAUAUUUAGGUA